AUGUAUGGUGAGGAACUGUGGAGUCAAUGGAAAAGGGUAAAUGCUAUCGUUUUAUCAUGGCUGAUGAACUCAGUGUCAAAAAAUUUGCUCAGUAGACUUGCAUUUGCUUCAAGUGCAAUGGAUGUGUGGACUGACCUACAAGAGAGAUUUGAUAGAGUAAAUGGUUCAAGGACCUAUAGUCUGCACAAAGAAAUUGCAACUCUGCAGCAGGGAACAACUUCAGUUUCUGCGUAUUACACAAAGCUAAAGGCUCUAUGGGAUGAAUUUGAGGUGUUAGUACCUGCACCUUGUUAUAACUGUGAGAAAUCCAGAGGUUUUAUUGUUCACAUGAACAGACAAAGGUUAUACCAAUUUUUAAUGUGGCUAAAUGAUUCGUAUCAUCAGGCUAGGAGCCAGAUACUCAUGAUAGAUCCACUACCAACUGUUAAUCAGGCCUAUGCCAUGGUAGUAGGAGAUGAAAGUCAAAAGUCUGUUAUUACAGGCAUCAAUACUUUGGGCCAAAAUGCAUCCAUCUUAGAGUCAGCAGCAAUGUAUUCUAAAGGUGUGAUCAGCUCAGGUGCAAGUGUAGAGGCCACACUAAGAAAUACUGUUAUAAAGUUGUUGGAUAUCCACCAGACUUUAAGUCAAAGAGAAAGAUACAAAGUGUCUCAAAUUCCAGUCAGCAUCCUGCUCAUGCUCAUUUCUCUUAUGUCACAAGCAAGAGUUACUGCAUCUGAUGACAAUAAGGCAAACGCUGCAGGUAAAACACUAUUUGUCACUGAAAAUAGUAAUGUCUGGAUUGUAGAUACAGGUGCAACAAACCACAUGGUAUCAAAUUUGGAUAUGCUGAAAAAGGAGUCUAUGUUAAAGCUAGAUAUUCCUAAGGAGGAGCUUUACACUGGGAAGGUGAAGGAGGUUGGUAAAAAAGAAGGGGAUUUGUAUCUGCUGUGGAGACAAUUAUCUCAAAGCACCAGUAAAGAGUCUGCUCUUGUUGUUGAUUCAACUCAUCCCACAGACAAGGAUUCAACUACAGAAGUGAAGUUAUGGCAUCAAAGGCUUGGACAUGUCUCUUCAACAAAAUCAGAUAUUUGUAUAUCACUUCCAAUAUUUCUGAAGUAUGUUCAGAAUCAGUUUGGGAAGACUGUCAAAGCUAUAAGGACUGAUAAUGGUACAGAGUUUGUUAACUCAGUUUGUGAUCAUCUGUUUAAAGAACUAGGUGUCAUACAUCAAAAAUCCUUAAAUGGUGUUGUUGAAAGGAAACAUAGACAUUUACUUGAAGUAACAAGAGCACUAAGAUUUCAAGUUCUGCUUCUGCCCUUCACGCCGCCUUCAGCCCUUCAGCUUCACCGUGCCUUCACGUCGCCUUCAGCUCUUCAACUUCACCGCGCUGUCACGCCGCCAUCAGCUUCACCGCUUCACGCCGCCUUCACCUUCACCGCUUCACACCGCCAUUAG
Molecule: messenger RNA, 1434 nt
Organism: Solanum dulcamara
Lineage: Eukaryota; Viridiplantae; Streptophyta; Magnoliopsida; Solanales; Solanaceae
Exons: 5
Coding region: 1-1434 (477 amino acids)
Molecular function (GO): nucleic acid binding
Source: RefSeq, a predicted model, not a curated record